GGCAUUAGUGGAGUGGGAGUCUCCCAUGUGCAUGUGUUCCGGUCAUAUGUCUCCAGCUUGUCUGCCUAGAGGUACCCUAAUGUAAACUUUUGUUGGAAGAAAAAGUUUUUGGAGCUAAUGUUAUAAAGAAAAGUGAGGUUUUGUUAUUUUAAUUGUAUUCGAUUACUGCUGCAACACUAGAUUGAUAGUUAAAUCAGAAAGCAUGUCCAUGCUUGCGGAGCGUCGGCAAAAGCAAAAGUGGACCCUCAAUCCACGGGGGAAGUGGUGGACCGAAGACACCAACAAAUUUGGCCAGAGAAUGUUGGAGAAGAUGGGUUGGACAAAAGGAAAGGGACUUGGCAUUAACGAACAAGGCAUUACAGAAUUUUCUAAUACAUCAUACAAGAAUGAUACAACUGGUAUAGGAUAUGACAAAAGUUUUGAGGCAUGGACUGAACAUCAAGAGAAAUUUGGAGGCUUUUUGCAGCAACUUAAUGGAAAUCAAAAUCAAGAUGCUCUUGAAGAGUCAGUAGACACGGAUGCUAAUUUCAAUGAACAGUCUAUUGAACUAAAAUCUAAACAAAGUCAUGCUCGUGUACAUUACAAGAAGUUUACACGCGGCAAAGAUGUAAAUAGAUAUAAAUCAAAAGAUUUGGCAAAUAUAUUUGGCCAAAAAGAAUUAAUUGACAAAACUCAAGUCAUGAUAGAAAAAAAUAAUAUCCCGGAAAAAGAAGCUGACAACAGAGACAAUUGGUAUGGAGUCAACACAAUUAAUGGAGGUAAUAUGGUUGAUUACUUCAAACUUAAGUUAAAUAGUAAUGAUAUGACUGAUUACUUGAAAUAUAAUGUAAAACCAAAAACCGAUACGAACUUAUCAAGUAUAACUGAUCGAACAACUGAUUCUGAAAGUGAAAAUAAUCAACACAUUGGUUUCGAAUUUACACUAAAAACAGAAGAUACAUCAGUGUCUAAUUAUGGAGCGUCAAAAAACUCUGAUGAUAAGAGCAAUUAUGCUUUUGAUAAUCCUUGCUUGGGAUUGAAUAGUUCUUUAAAAACUGCUUGUAAUACCAAUGACUCUUCUGCAAAGUCUAUAAAGAAAAGAAAGAAGGAUUUUGAAGGUGAUAAUUUGCAUAUCAUUGAAAUAGAUAAAAAUAAUGCUAGAAAAAAAUUAAAAACUGAAACUAUUGAUAGUGAUUAUAAAAAUGGUUUUACUAACCCAGCUCUUAAUCUAGACACAAAGUCUGAGGAGGAUUGCAAUGGCAAGAAAUUUGAAGUAUUCAGAGCACAGCUUGGCCUUGAAAAUUGUGGUUUAGAUCUGACUGACGAAAGAAACAACAAGAAACGCGUAACAUUUAAUGAUCAUGUCAUGUUGUACAAAUAUAAUGUAAAUUCUACUAAGAAGAAAAAGAAAGGAGAAGCCACAUUGGAUAAAUUUGAAGUUGAAAAUAAGAAGAAUAAAAAGAAACGAAAACACGAGAGCAUUGCGACUUCUACAAUAAACGGAAUUGUUAACGAAGCGUUAGACAUACUAGUAUUACCCGAAGAAAUUAAUGAUAAUGAGUUGAACGAACACAAGAAUAAAAAAAUUAAGAAGAGGAGAAUAAGUAAAACGUCUAAUCUGGAAACGAUACAAGAGUCACCAGAAAAGGAAAUUGAGAUUAUUAUAGAAUCAGGAAAUACUUUAGAUUCUAAUAUUAUUGAAAAUGGGGAAAUGGACAAUGCGGAACAAAAAUCGAAGAAAAAAAAGAAGAAAGAUAAAAAAGAGAAAAGAGGCAAAGUUGAAGAUAUUACAGUACUUCGUACCAUAAACGAAAAACCAGAUAUUGAAAUUAUAGAAGUAAUUAGCAAUAAAAAGAUCCCAAAAACUAAAGACAGUAAAGAAGAAGGAACGGUACUAUCUAAUAAAUGUAAAAAGAAAAAGAAAAAAGAUAAGGAAAAUUGCAAGAAUGAAAAACAUAUUCAAACUGAAAUAAAUAAUGAUCAACAAGAUAUUAAGAUAUCGGAUAAAUCAAACUCAAAACAACAAAAUGAUUAUUUAAUCGAGAGUGAAAAUAAGGCUGCAGUAAUAAUUGAAACAUUGCAGUGCACAGUUCCUGUGACUGAAGAAGAAGAAUCGUUAGAAAAAACUAAACAAAAGAAGAAAAAAAGAAAACACGUCAACAAAGAAGAAUGUUCGAGUGAAAUUAAUAUAUGUAAUAUAGAGAGAGAAAUCUCUGAUAAGGAAAACGCUGACAAAGAACAAACUUCAAAUACCAAAAAAUUAGCAAAAAAGGAUAAAAAAAGCAAGAAAUUAAAAGAUAAGAAUGUAUCGGACGUAGAAGAUUCUUCCAAUCUUAACGAAGAAGUUGUAGACCUAAAUGUUACAAAACUGGACAAGAUAGAAAAUACGGAGUUUACUGAUACACCUUCAAAAAAGGGAAAAAUUAUUGAUGUUAUCGACAAUAUAAUCAAUAGUCCAUGGAGUGUAAAAGCAAGGAUGCCAAAGAAAAUGUUAAUAACACUUUUCCAUAACAAUGCAAUAUUAGAGUUCCCAGGUUCGAAUAUUCACAAUAUAAAGGGAUAUGGUACAGAUGUUGAAAGCGAGCAAUAAUAUGUGGAAUAAUUUUGGUAAUGUAACAUUUUUUGUAACAAACGGUAAAUAGUCUCUGGCUUGAGAAGAAUUUUAUACUUAUAAUUAUACAAAAAUAUAAAGUAACUAACAGCUCAAUAAAAUUAAAAAUUCAAUACGUCAAAGAAUCAAAAAACUAUCAUGAGCCAACGCUGGAUGUUACAUGCAGAAAUAAUAUACAGUCGUCAUAAAUAAUAAAAAUUAACAAUAAAUUUUACAGACCUUUCGACCUUUAAUUUGAUCAUUGUCAAUGAUAAUACAGAUUAAAAUCUAUAUCAUCACCAUGUCGUAAACAAAAUCCGUUGAUGUAUACAUUGAAAGUGAUUUAUCCUCUUCUAAACUCUCCAUAUUAUUAUAAGCAUAUUACAACCAUGGUGAAAGAAUACAAAUAAAACAACGCGCAUAACGACAAUUCAGAGCAAUUAGCCAGCAAAUCCAAUUCUGUCAUAGAUUCAAUUCUGUCCAAUCUAAUUGUGUUCAAUUACUUUUUGCAUUCUUAGAACAAAUUCUAAUUGGUUAUAACCAAAUUGGCUAUUGUGCAUCUCUUAAAUUGUUCACCUAUUUUCUUCCACUACAAUUACAAUAAGACAAUUACAUUUCCAAUAUAAUUGCGCAGAAUAUGUAUAGAUGCGAUAACCUGGGUACCAAUCCAUGUACUCUCAGACAUUUGCAAGUUGUCCAAAAAUAUAUUGCAUCCUCAAAUUCAACAAAUUUGCAACAAUUAAUUUUAACAGUUACAGUUAGUAAAUUAACCACUCAUUGAUUCGCAAGGAGAAUGGUUACAAGAAUUGUUCAAUUAAUUUUUAAUUUUGAACUGUUUUAUAAAUCGUUUGUUACAAAUUAAAAUUGUUGCGAAUUUGUUGGAUUGAGGAUGUAAUACAUUUUAGACACAUAAUUUGCAAAUGCCGAGAGUACACGGUUUUGCAUCCAGGCUGUCCUCGCAUCUACAUAUUCCAAUUGUAAUGGAAAUGUAAUUGUCUUAUCGUAAUAUACUUAUAAUAAUUUGGAGAGUUUGAAGGAAGACAAUCACUUCCAAUGUACAUAUCAACGACUUUUUAUGUUUAUGA
This is a messenger RNA of Trachymyrmex cornetzi, 3654 nucleotides long. RefSeq lists its product as uncharacterized. Bases 203 to 2569 code for a protein of 788 amino acids. Gene Ontology annotation, cellular component: nucleolus. The record is from RefSeq and is a predicted model, not a curated record. Lineage: Eukaryota; Metazoa; Arthropoda; Insecta; Hymenoptera; Formicidae. The transcript has 4 exons. Gene Ontology annotation, molecular function: telomerase inhibitor activity; nucleic acid binding.